This is a messenger RNA of Nomia melanderi (Alkali bee), 7557 nucleotides long. RefSeq names its product HEAT repeat-containing protein 5B. The record is from RefSeq and is a predicted model, not a curated record. Gene Ontology annotation, cellular component: membrane; endocytic vesicle; Golgi apparatus. NCBI's taxonomy places the organism in Eukaryota, Metazoa, Arthropoda, Insecta, Hymenoptera, Halictidae. Gene Ontology annotation, biological process: retrograde transport, endosome to Golgi; intracellular protein localization; endocytosis.
GUAAGCAGGUGGUCUUAGUUAUUCAUUGUCAAUGCUUCUCAUCUGAAUCAGAUGAUUGCCGAUGUACCCUAACCUAUCUCAAAUGAUACGAUUUGUCAAUUAUGUGAAAAUAGCAGAUCGUUAUUCUAAUUAUUUGGAAUCAGUGAAGGUUAUUAGAAAAGAAUGACAGACCGUGUAUGAGUCAUUCGUUUUAUAUUGUUUAUCUUUGUAACGUGAAUCGUAAAUAAGUGCAGAUAUACAGAUUUAUGUUAGUGAAAUGAAGUGAUUUUGUAUGGAUCCUAUAAAAAGAACAAAAAAUUAUGUUACUUGCUGCACAUUCAUAAUACUGCAAAUAUUAAUUGAAGUCUGAGAAACUCUGAAAAAGAUAAUAUCAUCAAGUAUUUAAUUUAUAGAAAUGAUGAUGGAGUUGAGUCAUAGCUUGACCCUCAAUGAGGAUGCCCUUAAUCAAAUCCCAGAGGCCAAACGACCAGUUUUUAUAUUUGAAUGGUUGCGUUUUUUAGACAAGGUUUUAAUAGCUGCACAAAAGAGCGAUAUUAAAGGAUGCCAACAGAAACUGGUAGAGCAAUUAACUAAGCAUAUGCAGGGUGCUCCUGGUCCUCCUACACGUAGACUCAUUGCAAGAUGUCUUGCUACAUUAUUCAGUGUUGGCGAUACAUUUUUGCUUUUUGAUACUGUUAAUAAAUGCAAUGAUAUACUCAGAAAUAAGGAUGACUCUCCAAGUUUUCUCCCAACAAAAUUAGCUGCUAUAUGCUGUGUAGGGUGUAUGUAUGAAAAGUUAGGACGAAUGAUGGGUAGAUCGUAUGAAGAGACUGUCCAAAUUCUGAUAAAAUCUUUGCGCUCUGCAGAAUCACAGACACGAAUAGAAAUUAUGCACACCCUUGAAAAGGUUUGUGCUGGCAUGGGAUCUGCAAUUACUAAUGUUCAUAAAGAAAUAUAUAAAGUUUCUAGACAUUACCUUACAGACAGAGUAAUGGCUGUAAGAUGUGCUGCUGCAAAGUGUUUACUGGAAAUGUUAAAUCAUGCUCCAUUUUUAUACACAACUGAAAUAGAAAGUGUUGCCACACUCUGUUUCCGGGCAUUUGAAGGCUCAAAUUAUGAAGUGAGAUGCGCUGUUGCAAAACUAUUGGGUAGUUUAGUAGCAGUGACUCAACUUUCAACUCCAAAAGGAAAAAAUCCUUCAGUGACACAGAACAAAAAUUAUAAACAAAUUUCCCUUGAUGAGGUAUUGAAUAUUUUAAUGUCCGGUUUUCUAAGGGGUGGAGUAGGUUUUUUAAAAGGUACUGGUGAAAUAAUCAAAGGAAGUUCUAGCAUUAAUAGGGAAGUGCGAGUUGGUGUUACACACGCAUAUGUGGUAUUUGUGCAAAUGUUAGGAGGUUCAUGGCUCGAACGUAAUGUUGGCGCAUUAGUUGCACAUGUACUCGAUCUUGUGACUAAUCCAAAAGCUGCUAGCUCACAUGUCGAUGCUGUAUAUUCUAGAAAAUGUGUCAAUUUUAUACUACACGGUACUAUUGGAAAAUUAUUAGGUGAAGGAGCUCAAGCUGCUGCUUGCAAGGAAAUAGCGCACAUUAUUUUGAAACAAAUGAAUUCUAUUGAUUUUAGUCCAGAAAAUGCUAAAGAUUGUAAUCAGGAAACAUUAUUUAGUCAACAUUUGUUAGUCUGUGCAUUACAAGAAAUGGGGAAUCUAAUCUUAGGACUGGGCACAACAGCUUGCAAUUUGCUGUCUGAUCAGUCAUUAAAUUUAAUUGAUACGAUUAUGGCUGUUCUAAUCCAUCCAUGCCAAGCGGCGAGACUUGCAGCCUCUUGGUGUUUACGUUGUAUUUGUGUAGCUGUUCCUAGUCAAAUAACACCUUUGAUCGAUCGUUGUGUGGAAGGAAUUGAAAAUAUGCGUAGUUCACCAGAGGCAAUAGCUGGUUACAGUAGUGCCCUAGCUGCUGUUCUUGGUAGUGUCCGAUUAUCACCACUUGGAGUUCCUCAUACAAAAGGAAAAAUCAUUUUCAAUACUGCAGAAGAGCUUUUGAGAAGUGCAAGUCAAAAUAGUCGUUUAUCGUUAAAUAGAACUCAUGCUGGAUGGCUUCUAAUUGGAGCUAUAAUGACUCUUGGUACAGCGGUAGUAAAGGGACUAUUGCCUAGAAUGCUAUUAUUGUGGAGAAAUUCUUUUCCCCGUUCGAAUAAAGAACUUGAAAGUGAAAAAGCUAGAGGUGAUGCAUUUACAUGGCAAGUAACUUUAGAAGGCAGAGCUGGUGCUUUAUCAGCGAUGCAUAGCUUCCUAUUGCAUUGUCCAGAACUUUUAAAUGAUGAUAUUACAAGACGUCUUUUGACACCCAUUGAGUCUGCAUUGGCAAUGUUAACGAACUUGUCACCUGUGUUAAAAAAUUAUGGACAACAGUUAAAAGCUCCAGCUGCUAUGGUUCGUUUACGUUUAUAUGAAACAUUAUUGUUGUUGCCAUCUCAAACUUUCGAAGGUUCUUACACCCACCUUCUAAGAAUGUUAGUAUCGGAAUUUACUUUGACUGAAAAUCCCGGAAACACAACAACUUCACUGUUACGUGCUGUUUGUCAUGCUAAUGAUUCUGUGAUUCUUGGCACAUGGUUGCAAGAAACGGAUCAUCGUACAAUAGAAGAUCAACUUCAACCAAAUAGUGCUGCAGGAUCUGGAGCAUUAGAGCACAAUCCAUGUUGUCUUUAUAGACCAGUACCACAAGAUGAAAUAAUUCCUGGUCCUCUACCAUUGGGAGUUGCUGUUAUUGACCUAUCUGUAUCACUGUUUGGACAAAUUUUCCCACGAGUAGCAAAUAAGCAUAGAUUACAGAUGCUGGAUCACUUCAGCGAGUGCAUAAAACAUACAAAGUCUGGUAGACAAGAAGCGAUCCAGAUGAAUGUUUUUACAGCUGUGUUAAGUGGAUUGAAAGGUCUUAAUGAAGCGAAAACCGGAUUUGGCCAAGAAGAUGUAAAAAAGUCUGCUACUAAUUUAAUUAUUAGUGCUUUAGUAAGCAGUAAUUCAAUAUUAAGAUGGGCAGCGGGUGAAGCUGUUGGAAGAAUGGCACAAGUUAUUUCCGAUCCUAAAUUUACAGCGGAAUUGGCGCAAACAAGUUUUGAUCGUCUGAAAUCAGCUCGUGAUGUUGCGAGUAGAACUGGCCAUUCUUUAGCAUUAGGAUGUCUUCAUAAAUAUGUUGGAGGGAUGGGAUCUAGUCAACAUCUCAACACAAGUGUCAGUAUUUUACUUGCACUUGCCCAAGAUAACUCGUCACCUGUGGUGCAAGUAUGGGCGUUACAUGCUCUUGCACUAAUAGCUGACUCUGGUGGACCAAUGUUUCGAGGCUAUGUGGAACCUACGCUAUCUUUAGCAUUAACUCUUCUUCUCAAUGUUCCUCAUUCUUAUAUUGAUGUACAUCAAUGUAUAGGAAAAGUAUUGUCAGCACUUAUUACAACAAUAGGACCAGAAUUACAAGGUAAUACAUCAACAAUUUGUAUGGCUCGUUCGUCAUUUUUGUGUGCUUGUGCUAUUAUGCAAGACCAUCAAGAUCCUCUUGUACAAGCAGAAGCUACCGGAUGCCUUCAACAAUUGCAUUUAUUUGCCCCGAGACAUGUUAACUUGUCUUCUUUAGUUCCUACACUAUGCCGAACUUUGUCAAGUAAUCACUUAUUGUUACGCAAAGCUGCCAUAUCUUGUCUUCGUCAGUUAGCUCAACGUGAAGCUAAAGAAGUAUGCGAGCAUGCGAUGACGUUAGCUAACGAAAGUCGAGACACUAAUAUGGUAGAAGGUCUUGUAAUAACAGAAACUGGUCUUCCGGGUGUUCUGUUUAGUAUGUUGGACACAGAAACUGAUAGUAAAUUAAUUAAAGACAUCCACGAUACGUUAACUAGUAUGUUACAAAUUCUGGCAGCAGAUAACUUAUCACAAUGGUUAUCUUUAUGCAAAGACGUUCUUACCAUAGCAUCAGAAACAUGCGGCAAUGAAGAAGGAAGUACUGUCAACGUUGAAGAUAGUACUGCAGAUAAUGAUAACGCAGAUGCAGAAGGAGAUGACGAUCAAGCCGAAUUUCAUGCGGAUGAAUCUACGAAACAACGACCAACUGUUACUCCAAGAUGGCCAACAAGAGUUUUCGCAGCUCAGUGUGUUAGAAGGAUUGUAGCUGCUUGUGAGAAUAAUAAACAGGCACACUUUGACUUAGCAUUAGCAAAGGAAAUGCAACUAUCUAAAGGAAAAAGCGACUUCUUAGUGUUACAUCUUUCUGAUUUGGUACGAAUGGCGUUUAUGGCAGCGACUAGUGAUUGUGAUCCUUUACGACUCGAAGGUUUAAAAACUCUUCAAGAGAUUAUAGAUAAGUUUGCAAAAGUUCCUGAACCAGAAUUUCCUGGACACUUGUUACUUGAACAGUUCCAAGCACAAGUUGGAGCUGCAUUAAGACCUGCAUUUUCAGCAGAAACAGCAUCGCAUGUCACAGCUGCAGCUUGCCAAGCUUGCAGUGCCUGGAUCGGAAGUGGAGUGGCUAGAGAUUUGAAUGACCUCCGUAGAGUGCAUCAGCUACUUGUAUCCUCUUUGGAAAAGUUAAGAGAAGGGCAUACACGUCCACAACUUUAUAAUGAAAGUUUGUUAACGCUUGAAAGGUUAGCAAUACUGAAAGCUUGGGCAGAGGUUUAUGUUGUUGCUAUGAUAAGGGAUGGUGCUGCACUAAACAGUAAAGAUACAUUCAAUCAAAAUGCAAACCACGUUAAUGAAGGAAAUGAUGAAGACUUUGGAAAAUUUGAAUUUCAGACUGAAAGUUUAUUGAGUUUAGUACAACCAGAAUUAUUAAGUUUGAGUCAGUAUUGGUUAGCAGCUCUGAGAGACCACGCAUUACUCUCUUUACCACCAGAGUUUUCUAGUCAGUUACCACACGAUGGAGGUGCUUUUUAUACAACAGACACAAUGGACUCUGCUAGACCUCAUUAUGCAGAAUCAUGGGCACCGAUACUUCACGCUGCGACACUCUGGCUGAACGCAAAAGGUUUUGGGUUGGAAGAAACAAACACUGAUGUACAAACUUCAAAUGCUGCAAAUAAUAAUAACAACAACAACAACAAUGAUGUGUCGAUUAAAGCUAAUACCAAUGUUGAACGUUUUCAUUUAUUAUUUGGAAUCUGCAUAGAAGCUCUAUGUAGUCCACGAUCUUCAGAAUCUUCACAGAAUAUAGAAACAUGCUUAAAUGCUUUAUAUACUUUAUUAGACUCUGCAUGGGCUCGUAAAGUAUUGAUUACAGAUCGUUCUUUGCCACUUGAACUCUGUAAUGUUCUUCAUAGGAUGUUAUUAACAAGAGAAAGUUAUAUAAUCCAAAUGAUAGUAAUGGAGGUUUUAAAACAAAUAAUGAAAGCUGCUCAAGAGGAUUUAGUUGAAAAAAAGAAAAACAAAUUAAAAGAAAUUUCACCUGCACAUGAAGAAAGUAAUGAAACUCAAGACGUAGAUUUAUUAGGGGAAGGUGAAGAAAGUGGUGAACUUAUUCCAGGAAAAUCAUUGGUAUUUGCUAUUCUCGAAGUGUGUUUGUGUCUCUUGGUACGUCAAAUACCAGCAUUAAAUCCCAAUCCCGGUGGUACGACUGCCAUUUUAUCUCAGAGAGGAUACAUGCCAUCUGAAGAAAGUGGAAAACUGAUCGCAGCUGCGCUUAGUAUAAUGGAAUCUCUUCCUACACUCUGCUCUCCUCAAGGAGCUAUAGCAAUUUUGCCAACAUUAUUAUACCUAACAACUGGAGUAAUAAGAGAAACUGCAGUACGCAUGGAUAAUGAGUCCAAUAAAACAGGAUCUGACAUACCAGUUCAUGCAGCUUUGCAUUGCAUGAAAAAUCUUAUUACAAAUAAAUAUGCGAAAGAUCAUAGAAGUCAAGAUCAGUGGACAAGUCUUCUGCAGAGUGCUCUGGCUAAAAUCAUUGAUCUCGCUAAAACUGGAACUGAUGAAAUAAAAAUGGAUGAAGUGGCAAUGAUAUUGGGCAUUGCAGUUUUUGUUCUUCAUGCUUUGCCAGAAGUUGUAAGUGCACCGAAUCUACAGUUUCCAUGUAUCAACCAUUUUAGACACGCGUUUCAAUCGGAAAAUACAAUGGUUAAACUGAAAUGCGUUCAAACAUUAAGAACAAUAUUUUUACAUCCAGAACGUACAAUCAGUACGCCUUAUAUUCAUGCAUUAGCUCCUAGAUUAGUGGAGUAUCUGUGUAGCGACAAGAGCAAGCAAGUUACAAAUGAUAUAGAAUUAUCGUUUACAUUGGAAUGUAUUAGCACUGUUGAAGCUCUCAUAGGACUCGCUGAUCUUUCUCACCGAGAUCUUUUACAAGGUAUACAAAUGCUGACUUUACUUGUGCCAAUCUUAAUUAAUUAUUUAUUGGAAGGAGAUCAACUUCAACAUGCUUCUAAAUAUCAGUUAAAUCUUCAUCAACAAAGUUUUCAAUGGUUGAAUAAGAUAGGACCAAAAUAUCCUCAGGAAUUUAAGACAUUAAUGUCACAAUCUACAGAACUGAAAACGAAAUUAGAAAAUGCUGUGAGAUCUUCUCAUCAACAAGCACAAAGGCAUAUUCGAUCUGUAGAUCUCGUGAAGCCGCAAAUUAAGAUCUCUGCACCAUCUAUUAAGCUCAAAACAGAUUUUUCAAAUUUUAAUUGAAACUUUUUGUAAUUCUUUUAACACAUUGUGUACCUGUCUAGAUAUAUAAACCUUUCUUGCUGUCAAUGAUAAUUAUUUAAGAAGGUUUUACAUUUAUAAUUAUCAAGUAUAAUCUGUCAACUAUAAUCAUUUUUAACAACUGUUCAUAUUGUUUUUCUAAUGGUUGUAUAGAAACUAUGAAAACACAUAUAUUGCAUUUCUAUAAUGAAUAAGACGUAAUAAUGUAUAAUUUAUCACACAUUACCGACAUAUACAGUAACUGACAAAACUUUUAUACUUGUUAAUUUUUAUUUAAAAAACUUUAUUGUAUUUAUCUAAAUACAUUUUUUAAGAGACAAGCAUAAGAACAUUCUUAUGUAUGGUAUACAAUGUGUUAACUAUAGUGCUAAUAAUAUUAACAAGUACACAGUAAUGUAUAAUCAUUGUAUUAAUACAUUAAUUGAAUUCCAUCAAUAGUUAUUCUUAGAACAGAUAUGUAAUUGAUUACCACGUAAGGAGCUAUAAAAUUUUAACUGUCAAAAUCUAUACAUCUGGAAAGUUUUAUCAAAUUUUUGUUGGUACUUAUUUGUUAGUAAAUACUAACAUUGUAUUCAACAAAUCAGAAUAAUAUUAAAAUCACAAGGCCGAGUAAUAUUGGUAAAAUUCAUAAUUAUAUUACAAAAGUCAUUUUUUUAUUGGUUGCAUUUAUAUAUUCUUAAAUUAAGCAAAUUUCUUAGUCUUUUAGUCGUUUUUUUAAAAAUUGUAUAGAGAAGUAUUAUAUAAAAUUAAAAAAGUUGUAUAUUAAAAUUGUACAAUUAUAUUUAUAUUUAUUUAAAACUGUAUUCUUAUACAACCUUAUAGAAACCAUCAAAUUAUUUUGUUAAUUUAACUUAUAUUUUUAUUUAUGAAUCAUUAUCUCUAUAAUACUUAUAGAUUGAGUUAACGCUAGAUUAUUG